UCAAUCAUGAAAACUGUCUUGGUGCUAGUUCUGUGCGUUUUUGCGUGGUCAUGUUGUGAGAAACCUGGACCAGAAGGUCCGCCACCAACCGAACACCCAAAACACCACGGACGCCAUCACAAACUGGAGAAGGAAUGUCAAGAAAAAGGAAACCUAACAGACGCAGACAUGAAAACCAUACGAAAGGUUUGGCAUACGGGACAAGCUCCAACCGAACCCAGCGACGCGAUCAAGUGCUACUUUAAAUGCGUGUUGGUGCACGAGAAGAAAUUAACGGAGGAUGGGGCGGCGAGUUUGAAGGGCAUGCAGCAGAACUACACGAAGGCCGUCGAGAAGCUUGGCGAAUGCAACCAAAUUAAGAAUAACGACCGUCCGUGUGAUGCGGCCCUUUCGCUUGCAACUUGUCUCUCUGAGGUGAAGCAUUUGGUCAGGGGAUUCUAAACCAGGUUUGUGUAUCAAAAACCACGAAAUAAAUGAUUUGCAUUUUAAUCAA
Photinus pyralis (common eastern firefly) is the source of this 493-nucleotide messenger RNA. RefSeq lists its product as uncharacterized. The record is from RefSeq and is a predicted model, not a curated record. Lineage: Eukaryota; Metazoa; Arthropoda; Insecta; Coleoptera; Lampyridae. Bases 7 to 441 code for a protein of 144 amino acids. The transcript has 2 exons. Gene Ontology annotation, molecular function: odorant binding.